Molecule: messenger RNA, 4676 nt
Organism: Oreochromis aureus
Lineage: Eukaryota; Metazoa; Chordata; Actinopteri; Cichliformes; Cichlidae
Product: CCR4-NOT transcription complex subunit 2-like
Exons: 15
Coding region: 182-1822 (546 amino acids)
Biological process (GO): regulation of DNA-templated transcription; nuclear-transcribed mRNA poly(A) tail shortening; regulation of stem cell population maintenance
Cellular component (GO): CCR4-NOT core complex; P-body
Source: RefSeq, a predicted model, not a curated record
ACUGCUGGGCUUCGGCUGCGGGGAUAAAAGAAAAGUUUGGGAGGUUUUUAGCUCGUUAUGAAACCUCAGAGCCGAGCAGGAUCUCAGCUAGCCGUUGUUAGCCGGGACUGCACCUGCUCUAGGAGGCGUCGCUUAUCUCUGUUUGCAUCGCUUUGUGUUUUAGUGGAAGGUUUGAUACAUUAUGCAGGUGACACGCGGUAUGUUUGGUGCUAACCGGAAGAAGUUUAUGGAGGGAGGGAUAGAGAGUGACUACCCGGACGACUCCAGUCUCUACUACAGCCAGCAGUCCAUGUUCCCUCCUCACCGUGCGGACAAAGACAUGUUGGCGUCUUCCUCUGCCUCCUCUACGGGUCAGCUGUCACAGCUCGGAGCCAGCCUGUAUGGCCCGCAGAGUGCAUUGGGGUUUCCCAUGCGAGGCAUGAACAGCAGUGCAGCUCCUCCAUUGAGUCGCAGCGGGUUGAACCAGUCUGCUGGUCAGCUCUCCAGUACGCCCAAUGCUGGCUCGAUGCACACGCCCCCCUCACCCAGCAGGGGAAUACUGCCCAUGAGCAGCCGGAGCGUGCUCAAUCACAACCAGCAGGUGGGAGGUCCGACGGGGCAGUCAGGUGGGAUGGGAGGCGGAGAGCGUGGAGGUGGAGGAGGGAGGAGCGGCAGUAUGGGGAGUCCCAGCCGGUCGUCACCCAGCAUCAUCGGGAUGCCCAAACAGCAACAAGCGCGGCAGCCGUUUACCAUCAACAGUAUGUCAGGGUUUGGGGUGAACAGGAAUCCAGGCUUCAUGAACAACUCGCUAUCCAACAACAUCUUCAAUGGCACAGACGGCAGUGAGAAUGUGACGGGGUUGGACCUGUCGGAUUUCCCGGCAUUAGCUGACAGGAGUCGGAGGGAUGGAGGUUCGAAUCCCACCCCACUGCACAACCCGCUGACCGGUCGAGCUCCCUACGUUGGCAUGGUAACCAAGCCGUCCAGUGAGCAGUCGCAGGACUUCUCCAUUCACAACGAAGAUUUCCCAGCUCUCCCAGGGCCAAACUACCAAACAAAAGACCCCACCAGCACCAACGAAGACAGCAAAACGAAUCUGAACUCAUCGGGAAAGCCAGCCUCUAACUCAGAUGGUCCAAAGUUCCCCGGCGAUAAGAGCUCCGCACCGAGCAACAACAACCAGCAGAAGAAAGGGAUUCAGGUGCUUCCUGACGGGCGAGUGACCAAUAUCCCUGUUGGCAUGGUAACAGACCAGUUUGGAAUGAUUGGCCUUCUGACGUUCAUCCGGGCGGCGGAGACCGACCCCGGCAUGGUCCACCUGGCACUGGGCUCAGACCUCACCACACUUGGCCUCAACCUCAACUCGCCUGAGAAUCUCUAUCCUAAGUUUGCGUCUCCGUGGGCAUCGGCUCCAUGUCGACCGCAGGAUAUAGACUUCCACGUCCCCUCAGAGUAUUUAACCAACAUCCACAUAAGGGACAAGGUACCUCCUUCACAAGACACCCCAAAGUUGGCAGCUAUCAAGUUGUCUCGGUAUGGUGAAGAUCUGCUGUUUUAUCUCUACUAUAUGAACGGAGGAGACCUCCUACAACUGCUGGCUGCUGUAGAACUGUUUAACAGGGACUGGAGGUAUCAUAAAGAGGAGCGGGUUUGGAUCACUCGAGCUCCGGGGAUGGAGCCCACGCUGAAGACCAACGCCUAUGAGAGAGGGACCUACUACUUCUUCGACUGCCUCAACUGGAGGAAGGUGGCCAAGGAAUUUCAUCUGGAAUAUGACAAACUAGAAGAGCGACCUCACGUUCCCUCCACCUUCAACUACAAUCCUGCCCAGCAGGCCUUCUGAUUGGCUGUCUCUCCUACUGCCUGCCUGCCAUUGGCCCUCCUGACCCCAUUAGGUUUUUCCACCUGCACACACUGAACGGGGAGGACAUCCCGGCUCCUGUCCUCCUCUCUGAACAGACUUCAUCCUUUUAUUUUUUUCAGAUUUUUGUUCCUUCUUUACCUCAUCAUCGUUAUUAUUAUUUUUUUUAAAUUCCCCACUUCUCCAUCAGUUUGAUUUGGCUGGUCUGUGAAGUGGACCACAGACUCGAUGCACAGACACAAGCACUGCAAAGUGUCCAUCUGAUCGAGUGACUCAUGUUUCUGCUCAGUCUUAAGAAUCGACUAUUUUUGUCUCCAGAAGCUUUUAAGAGAAACCAGAUUUUAACACAGGAAGUGAUCACCUUUCAGGAUGGAUAAUUAUUUCCCACUGUGUCGCACCUCUCUGAAACCUGGCAAUAUCUGUCACCCAUGCUCUUUUAUCAGGUUUAUCCCCCAGCAUUACAAACCAGAGCACAUCAUCAGACAGUAAGGAGAACAUGCAAUGUACAUUGUAGCACUAUUUCAUAAUAAAAGAGGAAAAAAUAUCCUUUUUUUUCCAUUUGGUUCCUUUGUGUUAUAAAGCGGGUUUAAUUUAAACAGACAGGUGAGAGUGCAGCAGGUGAUUUCAUACUGCAGGGAGGUCUUUCACAGGUGGACACAUUCCUUUUAUCCCUCAAGGAAAAGUCUUUUAUACAUAUUUCACCAUCUGCAGUUAUUUUUUUUUCUCCUGAGUUGGCAGCCUGUUUAAAAGUGAAAAAGAAAAAGACAUUAGGUUUUGUUUUUUUGUUUUUUUGUUGUUUGUUUUUUUUUGUCAUUUGAAAGACAGAAAUCUGAGGUGGUAUUUAAGAAAACAGAUUUGUCUUUCUGGAUGAUAAUGGCGUUAAAUCUGAAAUCUGGUGAAUGCUAUUUCAGAUUUAUCUACUACAAAUCUUCAUGUUUUAGUCAAGUCUGAAAUUGUUUCCAGCUUUUUCAAGAUGGAGAAAAAAAAAGAAGUUUUUUUUUCUUUUUUUUUAGAUUUUCCUCCUUUGUGUCAGAUCUUAUGUUAGUCCAUGCAGAAGUCAGCUUUGGUUUGGUGAAAUAACUGACACUUGCCAUAUAAGAACACUUUUUAAAAAUAAUUUUGAGUUUUGCUGCCUCAUAAUCGGCCUUUGGGGGUUCACACCAUGGUAAACAUGGCUUUUCAGUACAGCAAAGGGACUGAGUUUGUCUUGCUUUAUUUGAAUAGAAAUCAGCGCACUUUUCUCAAGUUCUCGUUGAUUAGAUAAUCAGAAAACGUCUGCUAUGUCUAAAUAAAUAAAACCCCAGUUCAGAUUCUCUUGGUUCUGGCUAAAACCUAAUCAGGAGGCACCAAUCACUACCCUGACCUUACAGCUACAAAGACGUUGGGAUGAUGAUGCUAAUGUUGUCUGUCGUUCUCUGUUAGCCUGUCCAGGGUUUAAUCUCCCAGCUUAUCCGACUGUCAGUUUAUCCUGAGGAUAAGUGGCCAUAAUAAUUAAUGGGAUGGAUUUAUAGUUGGAUAGCUGCACCUAUUUCUACUCUCCUACUAGCACCUGCGAUCUGUUUCAUAUUUUAAUUGUUAUUCUUGCUAAAAAUGAGGCAAAAUUUUGACUUCUGCCUGGAGAUCAAAAACUCAAACUCUGCUGCCUGUAUCCACUUAUAAAGAUUACAGUUACUUGCUGCACUGAAAGCCCCCAACAGUGAGUCGCACAGUUUCCCACCGAGCGGAGGUCUGUACUGAAAGGCAGAACCUGGGGUUUAUUGAGGUAGCUUCAGGUAUAACCCCGGGUGCUCCAUCAGCACCUGUAGAAAGCUCCACCUGCUGCUUUUCACCUGUUUUAUGUUAAUUUUUGUUAACACUGUUUUCUGCUUCUCAAACUUCUUAUUUCUUCACCUUUAACAUUAUUUUCUUUUUAUCUUCCUCGUUUUUUUUUUUUGUUUUUUUUUCUUAAAUUUUGUCCCAAGUCUGUUUUCUGCCCGGUAACAGUCAAACCAAUCGGUUUCUCAUGACACCACCACCUUGCUUGUAAGCUACAGCUGGGAGAUAAUUAGCAUCAUUAGCAAAAACACUGGAAGUGGACACUGGCAGCCCAGCUCUCAUGGGUCUGUUUAGUUUAAUCUGCUGCAUACACGUUGUGUUGGGACCAGUUAAAACUAUACUCUGAUAAUUUUGAUUUUUACUCUUUUUAAAGCUGCUUAAACAAACAUACCAUCCUAAUCGUGAGGUGCUUUUCUUGUGGGCAGACCUAAGCUACCUGUUAAAGCCCAUUCAAUCUUUAUGCUAAGCUAAUUAGCUCAUAGCUGUAGCUUGAGAAAGUUUCAAAAAUCAACUUUGAAAGUUUUUUUUAUUUAAAAAAAAAAAAUCAUCCCCAAAAGUUUUUUUUUUUUAAGGCUUUGAAUUUUUCAUAUCUUUAACCACCAGGAGGCACCAAUGUCCAGUUAUGUAUAUGUAUUUUAAAUAUGUAUACAUAAAAGUGAGGCAGUAUUUUUAUGGAAAACGAAAAGGGGUCAAAACAGAAAAGAAACCCCUCCCUCUUCAGCUGGCCACCACUUAACGAUGCAAUACUCCACUUCCUGUCAUGGAGACGGUUUCCAGGGGACCACGCCCGACUCCGCCCACCUACUAGCAACAACAAUCACUGGGGGAGGGGAGGGGCCAGCUAGUUCACACUGCAGCAGCAAAGCCAAGGACACGCCCACAGACCUGUGUGACCUGUCUGAGGAGUUUUGAUUGGAGGAUGAGGACUGAGGCACUUGGCCGUUGGCUGUUUUAUUAAAUAUGGCAGCUAGUGUUUUAAUAGAAAAAGAAUAAAAUAAAUAUUCUGGUAAUGAAACUGAAA